Messenger RNA from Dicrocoelium dendriticum, 3517 nucleotides. Lineage: Eukaryota; Metazoa; Platyhelminthes; Trematoda; Plagiorchiida; Dicrocoeliidae. The record is from the annotation of a GenBank genome assembly.
GAAUGUUUUGGUCCUCGCCUGCCUCCCAGUCCACUAUCGAUGAGUUACUAGAUCAGGAGGAUUUGACCAUCCAGAAGCUUUUGGAUGACGACAAUAUCCUUCAGAAGUGUCAUGAAAAGGAUCCCCGCUUAACCGAAUUCCUUUGCCGUGUUGAAAACGUGGAAUAUCUUGUAAAUCAAAUCACCACUCCUCCUAUUUUCAAUGACUUUGACUCAGAUCUCUAUCGUCACCCAAGUCUGGCAUGUGAAAUAAUGACGUGCGAUAUCGGUCUGCUUUCCGACAAAUUAGUUCAAGCAGAAAGGACUCUUGCAUCAGACCAAAACAGCCCAUGCACUCUGUCUAUUCGCGGUGAUAUGGCAGUUGAUUCUUCUGCUGUGUGCGCCUCUUCGAAUGAAUCCUUGUCAAACAGUGACAUGAGCACUUCCUCGGUAGCCAAUGUCUCUGCGCUAUCAGAUUCCCGAAAUCUGGAUGCUUCCUUUUGUUCGACCCAGAGCCGCCCACUGUUAGAUCGCUUUUUUAAUACGCUUCGGGCUCCAUUAAAUCCACUUUCUGCCAGUUUUUUAUGCCGGAUCUUGGUGCAUUUAUCUAUCCAUCGGGGACAAAUAGUCAUUCCCUACAUGAGGGCUUUUCCCAACCUCUUGGGAUUCAUGUUAUCCCACUUUGACCUCAGCGUCCUGCCCGAUGUGCUAAUUCAGCUGGCGCAACAAGAACGAGGAUUCCAGAAGUUUAUUUUUGAGUGGUUCAGAGAGGACAACCUUGUAUCCCGCCUUAUCGAGCUAUUCUCUCCAACGAAUCCUUCCGAAGUGCAUGAAUCGGCCGCGCACUGUUUGGUGCAGCUCAUCAUCACGUUACGCAAUUACAUACACAACAAUGCACCACCCAACCGCGAAGCGAAUGCCACGUUUGACACUGGCUUGCCUCCAGCCAGUCCCUACGCCAUGCUACUGGAGGACGAUGGGACUUACAAUGCUGCCGUCCGCCUGUUGGACGUGUUAGAAAGCGAGGACAGCUUGAACGCGAUUUUAAACCAUUUGGCGAAUGAGGCCACUGUGACCACAUCAAUCGCCAUCAACUGCAUUGAUGUAUUGACUACUGUGAUGGAUAAACGAAAACCAGAAACCGGAUUCCCCCCCUCUGAACGUGGCCCCGGAAUGGAUCUCGACCAAAUCCUUGGUCACAUUGGGAAUCCGUCCCAACCUCACCCCGGCCGCGACAGCCACACAAACGUGAGCGGUGAUACUCCACACGAAGGAGACCAAUCGGAUUCGACUGAACAAGUUCGUGUGGCCCAGGCUUGUUCCAAUUUGGCCAAAGCAUGCUUGCCCCGGCUACACCACCUUCAUGUUCUGCUGCAACGACCUCAUCCGCAAGCUUGUAAUCGCAUGUGCACAACAUUUGGGACACUGGACCCACCUCUCGGGACACUUCGCUUCAUGUUGGCGCAGUUCCUGACUCUUUUGGUAUCCCUUCCACCAGAGACCGGCCUCGCACAAGGGCUGAUCAAAGAGGGCAUCGUUAAAACAUUAAUGGACUUGUUCGAGCAUUAUCCGUUCAACACACUCCUUCAUCAAGCGGUCACUGAGUUGGUGCUGACUUUGUUUUAUCAUGCCCGGGUGAUUUCGUCGAAACACAGUGGAAAGAAAGAACGCCAACAGGAAUCACCAUCAGAACAACCCUCUCAAACCAGUUCAGAGGCGAAAUCGACCAACUCUACGUCUGAUGACAAUCGGAUGGAUGUCGACGUGCAGGCAACCGAUGAAAGUCGUUGCAUGGACCAUGCGUUUGUUACGAUUGUAAAGGAUUACGGCAUCACAGACUGGUGCUUGCGACUUUCUAGAGCCUCCAUUGACCCGUCCUCCAAUCCUGCAUUUAAUCCCGCGGAUAAACAAACCCCAAAGCCCGGUUACACCGGCCACCUGUGGCGGUUAGCCAACUCAAUAGAAGAUGCCCGUAUUGGGCCGCGACGCGAUUUUGUUCUCAAAGUUUUUCGGACUCUCAGUCCUACCUCCCUGUCCGCUUGGGACGAGUUUGUUUCGAACCAUUUGGCUAAGAUAAACGCUCAACAAGUUGCUGAUGACGUCGUAAUUGAGAACGCAGAACAAAAGAAUUGCGCUUUGCGGAUGUUACUACAACAGAAUGUGAGCAGCUGGCUUUCACAGUCUUCCUCACUCCUCAGUUUGUCGUCCACUGUCGGCGGCUCUGGAAAGCUUUCCUUACUUCUUGGUCCACUGAGUUUUGGGGCUACCUCAGGUAGCACGGCUUGUAAUGCUACAUCAGGCGACCAGCUAGAUCUUAGCGUUCGCACUCAGUUUGACGCUAACGCCGUAGAUGUCGAUGACCCAUACUUGGAACCGAACGAAACCUCCUCCAAUUUGUGGAUGCAUACCGAUGAUGCUUGCGGACCACGCCAAGGCUCCUCUUUGUCUGUUAUUGGACUGGGUGAUUCACAAAAUCUGAUGGAUCUUAAUCCGGACGGCUUUCGAUGUGCUCGCAUCGCCAGUGUGAGCAGCGAUGAGAGUGAACCAGACGAAGAUCCUCACGCCAGACUUGGCUGCCAUGACAGCGACGCGGACGACGAGGAGGAGGAUCUUCAUUCACCUAUGAUUAUUAAACAGCAACGUUCUGGAGAUUCCCUGACUCAGCCCAUCAUCGCCUCCACUACUCCAAUCAGUCCUUGGGAUUAUGGGCAGUCGGCUGCUGCAAUGGCAGAUACAUCCACGGAUAAUCUCUACGCAUGGGCUAAUUUUGACGACGAUCCUUCGAAAGUUUUAGUGGAUCCGGGUCAGUCUGAUGAUCGUGGGUCUCGCGAUAAUUCACCACUCGCUUCCUCGCCUAACGGGCUCUCUGAGAAGGAUCACAGCAGUGCAGCACAGAAGGCUCCCACCGCUGUCGACGUCUCUGUCUCAUUUGCAAGCGAUGGGCAGCACAGUCCUUCUAGAAAAUCAAUGGCUUAGUGAAUUCCACCCCCCUUGUCUAUCGUGCUUGCUGCUAUCGCAUUCCAGUGGUGUAGAUGAGAUGAUUCGAGCUCAGCGCCCUUUGGCGAACAAUCCAUUCAUGUCCCACUUCCUUCCUUCUCCCCUGACCCGCCCCCUUCUUCAGAUCCUGCAACAGCAUCCCUCUUUGGCUAUGUGCUUUGGCAUCCCUCUUCUAUACACACACGUUGCUCAUUCUCGCUUGACUGUUACUGACGCUAUGACAGUCCCGGUGGAGCUACUUUCCUUGAUAUCUCUCCUCGUCUCUGUUAAUUGUUUGCACCGCAUUCUCUCUAUUCUCCUUCUUUCUACUUGUUCAUCUUCACUUUUCCAUCUACCUUACCCCGUUAUCUUCAGUAGUAUUCUUCGCAUUAGGGCAAACCUGUGCGCAGUUUUUGUCUGGAAUUCGCCUUGUCAGUAUCGGAGCGUGCUCAGACGCUAUCUGAUGCACUUUUGUGUAUAUUUAAUAUCCGAUGGUCAUUUGUUGAUCUCACUGGUUGUACUCGUGCGACGAUACUCAUUUCUAUCAAAACUGCUCCUGUCGG